Spea bombifrons (plains spadefoot toad) is the source of this 3523-nucleotide messenger RNA. It is a transcript of the gene KSR2, whose product is annotated as kinase suppressor of ras 2. The record is from RefSeq and is a predicted model, not a curated record. Gene Ontology annotation, biological process: protein phosphorylation. NCBI's taxonomy places the organism in Eukaryota, Metazoa, Chordata, Amphibia, Anura, Pelobatidae. Bases 653 to 3523 code for a protein of 956 amino acids. The transcript is spliced from 19 exons. Gene Ontology annotation, molecular function: protein kinase activity; ATP binding.
AGGGGAUGCAGCUUCGGCAUUACAGGCAUCGGCAGCAGCAGCGGGCACCGGCUACAACACAUCCGCUCACCAAGCACCGGCAGCAAUCCGCGCAUCUUACUGAGCGUCAACACGCGCACAAUUAAUAAGCCCUUAAUAAAUACAUUAAAGAAGCGAGCACCUUGUCAAGUGCAACUGGAAGCACCGAGAUGCUGCGCGGCUCGUUCUGAGGAGAUGGACACCUACUGACAUUCUUAUUUGUUCCUGUUUGGAGUCUUUGCAGACACAGCCUGUGCGUGCACAUUAUCCAUAUAUUUAUUUAUUUCGUGCUGGCAGCAUCAGCACCGCUGCCUGGUGCUCGUGUGAUACAGCAUCUCGGCGGGAGGCACCGGGGAGCCCUUUAAUGGAGGCAGCCUGAAGAGUGAGCCAGUGCACAGGGUGUCGAUUUAAUGCAGCCUCAUUGUACACGGGGUGCCCCCAUCCACGCACCUGUGAUGAAGAUUGAGGUGGUGGGCAAACGUUAAAGGGGGCGGCUGGGGUGUAAUAGAGCUAGAGUUGUGGGGUGGGGGGUUAUUUUUUUCCUCCCCUCUGUUAUCUUUUUUUGUGGGGAGGGGGGUGAGAGAAGAAAAGGGGGUGACUGCAGAGAAAAAAAAACGGGGGAGGGGGGAAAGAAAUGGAUGAAGAUAAUGUGUCCAGCGGUGAUAAGCAGCCCCUGAGUGCGCAGAAAGCCCUGCAGCAGUGCGAAAUGGUCCAGAACAUGAUAGACAUCAGCAUCUCUAACCUGGAGGGUCUCAGGACCAAAUGUGCGACCUCCAACGACUUGACACAGAAGGAGAUCAGGACACUAGAGAGCAAGUUGGUGAAAUACUUCAGCCGCCAGCUGUCUUGCAAGAGGAAGGUGGCUUUGCAGGAACGUAAUGCUGAACUGGAAGGAUUUCCACAGCUUAUGCAUUGGUUUAGGAUCGUCAGCAUCCGCAAGGAAGUGACAGAGGAAAUUGACCCGGGGCAACUGUCCUUGGAAGAGCUGAUGGACAUGAGUGAUAAGCAGGUGUGUGAGACCCUGGAGAAGUUUGGUGCCAACAGUGAGGAAUGUGACCGUUUAAAUGCUUCCCUCUCCUGUCUGCGCAGUGUUUACAAAUCAGGAAGCAGUCUUUCUAAAGAAGACUGGGCUAUUCCAUGGCCUGCCACAGAGACAGGGAAAGAAAAUAACCCCAUCACCCAGCAAGAGACUGCCCAGUGGAUCCGAACACAUCUUUCACAGAGCCCCAAAGUCCAGUCAAAAUGUAUUCAGCACUACUGCCAUUUGCCGGUGGCUCAUGGAUCCAUGUACAGUAAUGUAGAUAGAUUGGCUGUUGAAUCGUACCCAGGAAUGUGCCAACCUUCAGAGACUGGGCACCGUUCACUGCCGCCAUCCCCACGUCAACGGCACACGGUGCACAGCAACCCACCACCACGAACUCCUAACAUAGUCACCACCAUGACCCCUCCUGGCACACCUCCUGUAAGACGAAAAAACAAGCUGAAGCCACCAGGCACCCCACCCCCUUCAUCCAGGAAACUCAUUCACCUAAUUCCAGGAUUUACCUCCCUGCAUCGGAGCAAGUCACACGAAUUCCAAGUGGGUCAUCGUGUGGAUGAGUCCCACACUCCCAAAACAAAGAAAAAGAACAAGCCUCUCAACCUCAAGAUUCACAACAGUGUGGGCAGCUGUGAGAAUAUUCCAUCGCAAAGAUCCCCGCUUCUUUCUGAACGUUCCUUACGUUCAUUCUUUGUGGGCUACCCAUCUUUUCUUCCAUCCACUCCUCCUGUGCAUACUGAACCCUCUUCUGCUAACACACUGUCAGUGCCUCGCUGGUCCCCUCAGAUUCCACGCAGAGAUCUGGGAAACUCCAUCAAGCACAGGUUCUCCACCAAGUACUGGAUGUCUCAGACCUGCACUGUUUGUGGAAAGGGGAUGCUGUUUGGACUGAAAUGUAAAAACUGCAAGCUAAAGUGCCACAACAAAUGCACCAAAGAGGCCCCUCCGUGCCACUUACUGAUCAUCCACCGAGGAGCACGAUUAGUCCGGACAGAGUCUGUGCCGUGUGAUAUUAAUAAUCCUUUGCGGAAACCUCCACGUUAUUCGGAUCUCCAUAUUAGCCAGACCCUGCCUAAAACCAACAAAAUUAACAAGGACCACAUACCAGUGCCCUACCAGCCAGAUUCCAGCAGCAACCCUUCCUCUACAACAUCCUCCACACCGUCCUCACCAGCUCCCCCGCUUCCUCCCAGCGCCACCCCACCCUCUCCUCUCCACCCAUCCCCACAAUGCUCUCGCCAGCAGAAGUCGUUGAACAUGCCAGGGUCCAAUAGCACCUCACAUCCAUGUACCUCAAAUAUUUUACAAGGUCCACAUCAUUACAAAUACAAACAGCAGUUUAUAUUUCCAGAUGUUGUGCCUGAAAUCCCUACUCGUGCUCCUCAAGUAAUCCUUCAUCCAGUAAACUCCAACCCAGUUAAUGAAGGAAAUCCUGUACUUCAAAUUGAAGUGGAACCAACCUCUGAGAAUGAAGAUGGCAAUGAACGAGCAGAGGAGUCAGAGGACGACUUUGAGGAAAUGAAUCAUUUGCUGCUAUCAGCUAGAAACUUCCCUCGCAAAGCCAGUCAAACCAGCAUAUUCCUGCAAGAGUGGAAUAUCCCAUACGAGCAGUUGGAGAUCGGGGAAAUGAUUGGCAAAGGACGAUUUGGUCUGGUGUACCAUGGGCGUUGGCAUGGAGAAGUGGCUAUUAGGCUCAUUGAUAUUGAAAGGGACAACGAAGACCAACUGAAAGCCUUUAAGCGAGAAGUCAUGGCUUACCGGCAGACACGGCAUGAAAAUGUGGUUCUGUUCAUGGGAGCCUGUAUGAAUCCCCCACACCUAGCAAUUAUCACCAGCCUGUGCAAGGGAAGGACACUAUAUUCUGUAGUCCGAGAUGCAAAAACAGUCUUAGAUGUCAACAAAACCAGACAGAUAGCCCAAGAGAUUGUGAAGGGAAUGGGGUACCUGCAUGCCAAGGGGAUUCUACACAAAGACCUCAAAUCAAAAAAUGUUUUCUAUGACAAUGGGAAGGUGGUGAUCACAGACUUUGGCCUCUUCAGUAUAUCCGGUGUGUUGCAGGCAGGCAGGCGGGAGGAGAAGCUAAGGAUUCUUAAUGGUUGGCUGUGCCAUUUGGCUCCAGAAAUAAUUCGCCAAUUGUCUCCUGAUACAGAGGAAGAUAAACUACCGUUCUCCAAGCAUUCGGAUGUAUUUGCAUUUGGAACCAUAUGGUUUGAGCUGCAUGCCCGAGAAUGGCCAUUCAAGAGCCAACCAGCAGAGGCAAUUAUAUGGCAAAUAGGCACUGGGAUGAAGCCAAACCUCAGCCAGAUUGGAAUGGGAAAAGAAAUAUCGGAUAUUCUGCUGUUCUGCUGGGCCUAUGAUCAAGAAGAAAGGCCAACUUUCACCAAACUGAUGGAGAUGCUGGAAAAAUUGCCAAAGCGGAACAGGCGCCUCUCUCAUCCAGGCCACUUUUGGAAAUCAGCAGAGUAA